Myxocyprinus asiaticus (Chinese sucker) is the source of this 8580-nucleotide messenger RNA. Its product is annotated as 1-phosphatidylinositol 4,5-bisphosphate phosphodiesterase beta-3-like. The coding region runs from base 638 to 4387 and encodes 1249 amino acids. Gene Ontology annotation, molecular function: calcium ion binding; phosphatidylinositol-4,5-bisphosphate phospholipase C activity; calmodulin binding. The record is from RefSeq and is a predicted model, not a curated record. The transcript is spliced from 35 exons. Lineage: Eukaryota; Metazoa; Chordata; Actinopteri; Cypriniformes; Catostomidae. Gene Ontology annotation, biological process: lipid catabolic process; phosphatidylinositol-mediated signaling.
AGCUUAAUUGAGAUGGUUAUCGUAAUGUUUUGGUGCCUUGUUUGUUUUAUUUGACGCUUUUUCUUAAUAAUAAUAAUAAUAAUAAUAAUAAUAAUAAAAAUCCUUCAAGUUAACUGGUUUUGUUAGGAAUUGUUAGGCUGAGGUUUUUUUAAUUUUUAUUUUUUAUUUAUUUUUUGGCAUUUCGAUUCACGUUUAAAAGGAACGAGGAAAAAAAGACAUAAAAAUGUGACAGAAGAAAGUCACAGGCGGCACACGUUUAACUAUCAUUCUCUGCCAUAAAACAUGAAGGAAAAGAGGAGCAUAUUCCAGUGGGGACCAAAGAAAAGUGAACGUUUCUCAUGAGCUGGCAUCAUUACCGAGCGGAUGGAAGGACAGGAAGGAAAAUAUCAAUUCAACUCCAUGCCUUGAUAAACGCUUCGAUGAAUAAACAAUAGCGAAAAUCAUAAACUACUACGCGCAGAUCGACGUCGCGCGCUCGUGAAUGUGUGACAGUCGGGUUCGCGUGCGUUGAGCCUGCCGGGACUCGAGGCUUUCGGUCGGGUUCUGGUUCUGUCUCAUUUAGGGAUCCACCGGCCACUGAAGGUCAGAGACUUGAAGCCGAGAAGUAGAGGCGUCGCCACCCGUCGAUUCAGCAGUCAUGGCCGGGGCGAAACCGGGAGUACACGCGCUACAACUCAAACCGGUGUCAGUCCAUGAGGUGCUUAAAAAGGGGAGCAAGUUUGUCAAAUGGGACGAGGAGCCCAAUAGCACACCCAGCCUUGUCACCCUCAAGGUGGACCCAUAUGGAUUCUUCCUCUAUUGGUCUGGAGGGACCAACAUGGAAGUGGAAAUCCUGGACAUCAGCCAUAUCAGGGACACCAGGACAGGGAAGUUUGCCAAGAUGCCUAAGGACCAGCGUAUGCGAGAUCUUUUGGGGUUGGGCAAAGGAGAAGGGAACGUGGAGUCCAAGCUGCUAACUGUCGUCUAUGGCAACGACCUGGUCAACAUCUCCUUCCUCAACUUCCAAGCUGUGCAGGAUGGCUAUGCCAAGGUAUGGACUGAUGAGGUGUUUAAACUUGCCACAAACAUACUUUCCCAGAAUUCUUCCCGCAACACCUUCUUAUUCAAAGCUUACACAAAGCUGAAUCUGCAGAUAAAUCAGGACGGGAAAAUCCCUGUGAAGAAUAUCCUGAAAAUGUUCUCGGAUAAGAAGCGCGUGGAGACGGCACUGGAGCACUGUGGUCUCGUCAAUAACAGGGCUGAUGGUAUAAAGCCAGAUGACUUCACCUGGGACAGGUUUCAGAACUUCCUCAACAAGCUGAGUCCCAGACCAGAGGUGGAGCGCAUUUUUGUGGAGCUUGGCUCUAAAGGCAAGCCCUUCCUAUCUCUGGAUCAGUUGAUGGACUUUAUAAACCGCAGACAGAGAGAUUCACGGCUAAACGAGGUACUUUACCCACCGCUCAAAAGAGAACAGGUUCGCCAACUCAUGGAGAAAUAUGAGACCAAUGCCAGCCAGCUUGAGAGAGAUCAGAUCUCCCUGAUGGGCUUCACAAAGUAUCUUGGUGGAGAGGAGAACUCUGUGGUUCCUCCUGAGAGGUUGGACAUCAUCGAUGACAUGACUCAACCCCUGUCGCACUAUUUCAUAAACUCUUCACACAACACCUACCUCACAGUGGGGCAGUUGACAGGUCUGUCGUCAGUAGAGAUGUAUCGGCAGGUGUUGCUGACAGGGUGCCGCUGUAUAGAGCUGGACUGCUGGAAGGGCCGCCUACCUGAAGAAGAGCCUAUCAUCACGCACGGUUUCACCAUGACAACUGAGAUUCCAUUCAAGGAAGUGAUUGAGGCCAUUGCUGAAAGUGCAUUCAAGACGUCUCCCUAUCCCCUUAUCCUGUCCUUUGAGAAUCAUGUGGACUCAGCAAAGCAGCAGGCUAAGAUGGCAGAGUACUGCCGCUCUAUGUUUGGGGACGCGCUGCUCAUCGAACCCCUGGAGAAAUAUCCGCUAGUUCCUGGUCAACAACUGCCAAGCCCCCAGGAGCUUUUGGGGAAGAUCCUAAUCAAGAACAAGAAGAAACAUGAGCACAAGGCAUCUAAUGGAGGGAGCAUCCGACGCAAAGAUGGCACAGAUGACCAGUCCUCGCCUUUGAAUGAUUGUCCAUUGUCUGAUGGGGAGAUGGGCCAGGUCAUAUCCAAUGGGGGUGAGAAGUUUGCAGAGAGGAUGGCCAAAGACCUUGAUAUCCGCAAAUCUAUUGAUCGAGGAGAUGGAGAGAGUGAUGAAGAGGAGGAAGAGGAACCCAUUCCAGAUCCAAAGAAACACAACAACACUGAUGAGGGUACUGCGUACAGUGAGGUGAAUGCCACAGAGGAGAUGUCCACAUUAGUCAACUACAUAGAACCAGUCAAAUUCAAAUCCUUUGAGGUGGCAUCCAAGAGGAAUAAAUAUUUUGAGAUGUCAUCUUUUGUGGAGACCAAGGGCAUGGACACUUUAAAGAACUCUCCCAGCGAGUUUGUAGAAUACAAUAAAAAGCAGAUGAGUCGUAUCUACCCCAAAGGGACUCGUGUUGACUCUAGUAACUACAUGCCACAACUCUUCUGGAACGUGGGCUGCCAGAUGGUGGCGCUAAACUUCCAGACUCUUGACUUGCCGAUGCAGCUGAACAUGGGCGUGUUUGAAUAUAAUGGCCACUGUGGUUACCUGUUAAAGCCAGAGUUCAUGAGACGCACUGACAAACACUUUGACCCCUUCACUAUGAACAUUGUGGAUGGCAUCGUAGCCAACACAGUCAAGAUCAAGAUCAUCUCGGGUCAGUUUUUGAACGAUAAGAAGGUCGGUGUUUAUGUGGAGGUGGACAUGUUUGGGCUUCCUGCAGACACUAAAAGGAAAUAUCGAACUAAAACCUCGAAUAAUAACUCUCUGGACCCAGUCUGGGAUGAAGAUAGCUUUGUGUUCAACAAGGUGGUGUUGCCUACCCUGGCAUCUCUGAGAAUAGCCGUCUAUGAGGAAAACGGGAAGUUUAUUGGACAUCGCAUCUUGCCAGUAUCGGCAUUGCGCCCAGGGUACCACUACAUCAGUCUGAAAAAUGAGCUGAAUCAGCCACUCAUGUUGUCCUCCCUGCUCGUGUACACUGAGGCGCAGGACUACAUCCCCAACGAGCACCAAGAGUACGCUGAGGCUCUGACAAACCCCAUCAAACAUCUCUCUCUGCUGGCCCAGAGAGAAAGGCAACUUUUAGCACUUAUGGAGGACCCCACAGAGGGUGGCCCUUCAAAACAAGAGGAAGGAGACAAGAUUGACUCUAGCUGCAUGACCUCUGUUGACCCCAUCUGCCCUAUGCCUUCUCCAACACUUCCUCCGGUCGUCAAUGAGGUCAUGAGCACCCCUGCAUCAGGCCCUAAAGAAGAUCUAGUCAACAAUAUUCUUAAAGUAAUUGAACCUCAGUCUAUUGAAGAGCUUAAGCAGCACAAUUCCUACCUGAAGCUGUUGAAGAAGCAAUGCAAGGAACUCAAGGAGCUGCGAAAGAAACAUCUCAAAAAGGUGUGGGCACUCAGUAAAGACCAAAAGACUCGUUGUAAUCAGCUGAACUCUGACCUCCAGAAAAGACGGUGUCAGCUGGAGAAACGGGUGCGCUCCAGUCUGAAGAAGAGUGGAUCAGAAGAGCAUGCACAGAGGGAACUGAAUGAGCUGGAUCAGGAACUACAGAAACACAUGCAGAAGUUCAGACAAGAACAGAUGCAAGAACUUCUCGAUCUCAGACAGAUACAACAUCAGACAGAGACAGAGACUAAACACUGCCACCUUAAAGAGGCCAAUCAGAAGCUGAGAGAAAUCACCCAAGAAUGCCAAGCAGCCCAGAUCAAGAAACUCAAGGAAGUGUGUGAAAAAGAGAAGAAAGAAUUGCAGAAGAUUCUGGAGAGGAAGAGGCUGAACAGCAUUAUCGAGGCCAAGAAAGCAGAAAAAGAAAAGUCAGAAACGGAGCUGAAUGAGAUCAAUAGAAAACAUAUCUAUGAGUCUGUCAACUUAAUCCGUCAGCUGGAAGUGUCUCAGGGGAAACGUCAGGAGAAGUUGAAAGCCCUUCACAAGGACAUCCUUCAGAAAAUAGAUGAGGAAGUUCCUCUGAAUCAGGCCCGCCUGACACGGGACUGUGAGGCGGAGCUAAAGCGCCUGCCAGAUGAGAUCUCUCAGUACCUGCAGGGGGAGCUAGAGAGCAAAGGCUCCCAUAAAGACACCCUCAUGGGUCCGGCCAAUAACGACAGCUCUGGCUCCAGCCCACCUUCUAACUGCAGCACGCCCUCUUACUCCUCCCCCAAUCACAUCUGGAACAACCUCAGCAAUAGCAACACCUCAUUGCUGGACUCCCCCAGUUCAAACACUCCUGUCAAGUCAGAGACGGACACUACAGGAGUGUCCUAGUGAUACUACAGUUUUGUUUGUUUGUUUUUCCUAUCAGUCUCUCCGAUCCAUUUAUUUCCUCAGUGGAUUCUAAGAAUAGAUAUAGUAUUACUAAGAUGUAUGCAUUUUUUGAGGGCAGUUUUUUUCUUGAUUUUUUUAUCCUGCAUUCACUUCUCACUUUGUCUGAAUUCAGAUUUGACAUCUUUUUACUUUCUUUUUUAACCAAAGUCCUGUUUUAAUCCAGAAAUACAGUGGAUUUUUAUCUUAGCUUUAAAAAUGUGGGCUCUCUUACAUACUUAUGUCUGUACGUAAGACACCUGUGGAAAAGGGUGGGUGGGGUACAGCUUUUAUUAGGUUCUCUAUUUAUUUUUGUUGUAUAUUGUGCACUGUGCAGUUUUAUGUGUAGUACUGCGAGAUGUCCCGAAGGUGGCAGUAGCGAAUAGGUGAGUUCUGAGGCUGUGAUGCCGAAGCUAGACUAAUGCUUAAUCUGAAUGGUUCGUGUUUACAUAAUGUUGCACAGAUGGACUUUUGCUUAGCCAAUACCCAAUAACACGAUUUCAGUAGUAAACCAAUUUCUUAUAAUGCACCUCCAUAACAAGCAAAACACUGAGAUGUUGCAUGUUCCUGAAGAGAGUAAAUCAAUUAUCUCAUUUUGAGUGUGUUGUGUAUAAAUGUUUAAGUGCCUCACUUCUUGAUUUACUUCACUUGAACUCUCUCUCCCAGAUUAUGCUUUCUAAAAUCCUGUAAUCCCACUCUCGCACUCUGCCUCCACUGUAUCUGCCUCUGUGUUGUUUGGUUUAAUCUGAUCUGAUCCAGACACAGAAAUUCUGUGUAAUUGGCAGUGAUCCCACAUGUCACACUCUCUCAAACCCACUGAUAUCCAGGAAACAUUUCAGACACUUUUUUUUCUUUUUCCGCCCCAUUUUUUUUUUUUUCAGAUAAACCCCUUUGAAUGCACUCGCAUGGGUUUGGGUGCACCUUUCAGAGAUCCUACAGCACAAACUGUGACUGAGAUACUACAAACCCCCUCUGGCUUUAUCAAGUCAGGUCUAUUAAGAGUCAUAACAUGUUGCAUAACGUACAGCCAUGCUGAGCAUAUGAAAUGGGGUUUUUUUUAUGCGAGAUUGAAACAAGACUUUCAAAGCUUAGCUCCGAUCACCACAAUCCAGGGCUUUUUUAAUCCAUUAGAAUGGAUGAUGGUUGGAUUUUGCUUUCUCAUACUGUAAUCUGGUCUGCUGUCUCUCUCCAUUUCCUGUUUGGUUUAAUACAGUUUUUCAUUUAUCUGUCAUUGGCCUCCCAUGUCCCUUCUCACCUUUUCCCCACCUUUCUCUCUUAAAGGGUUAGUUCACCAAGAUAUUAAAAUUCUGUCAGUUACUCAUAAUAAUAAAAUUAGGAAUAUAAGCACAUGACUGAGGCUAACAUUCUGCCUUCCACCUUUUAUUGUGUUCCAUGGAAGAAAAGGUCUGAUGGGGUUGGACUGAAAUUCCAAUAGGUUUGGAACAAAAUGAGGGUGAGUAAAUGAUGAUAUAAUUUUAAUUUUUGGGUGAACUAUCCCUUUUAAACACAGGUACACACUCUCAGGGCUUUGUGGGACAAAAUGAAAAGUAGGACUUUGACACACAUAUGUGUAAUACAGUGCUCUCUGUGCCAGCUGCGCUUUAUGCCCUGACUUGCACACCAGAGCAACUCUCAGCUUGCUAUCCUUGUCCCGCGUGCAUCAAUUGCACUAUAAUGACUAUCAACCGAUACAUUUGCUGAGUGAUUGGCUGCAGUAUUGUCCUCUUAGACAAAUAUGCAACGUAGAUGUGACUUUCACUCUCCCUGAUUGGAUGAAAGUAGAAAGGACUUUUCCUAGAUGUAUAAUUUUACAUAAUUGCGAGAAACUGUGUGUGUGAUCAUAUCCCUGGCUGUGUGAAUGGAUACUGCACAUUAGAGUUUAGAAUUCCAGAAGGGCACAAGCAAAAGAGCUGUAUUGAGAUGGAAUACACUAUCUUUCAAGGAGACAAGAGUUUGUGUGCAAGAGUGAAUGUAAGUGAUUUAACCCAUAUUCUUUAUAAUGUGUUUGCAUUUUAAGUCAAUAGUAUUAUAUACCCAUAAACAGGGAUAAAUGGUAUGUGCAUGUAAGCAUAUUCUCUCCGAUUUCAUUAUAUUUGGUGAGAGAUUACCGUUGUACAUAAGGACAAAUAUCAAUCUACCAGGAAAUAUUAGUGUUUGUAUUUCAGUAUAAACCGCAUAACAGUUCUUAUGGAUCAUCAUAUAAUUCAUUACUCUUUAGAGAUAAACGAUGUCUGCUACUUGACUAAAGGAGAAGGGUGAAGUCUGUCUUUGUUUGCUUUUAUAUCAGUUUAUAGAGGGGAACGUUAUUAGACAUUUACUAUCAAGUGUCACUACAACAUGCGCACACUACCAAUCCUUUAGUCUGUCCUCUGCUGUCCAUCAUUUUAUUUGUUGGUUAAAUGAGGUGCAGGUGUUUUUAUAGAGAAACACCCCAAAACUUAUGGCCGGUAAUUUUAUUUAAGACACUAUUUUUAAAAUUAAACACAGUGUUGCAUGAUUAUUGAGUGUGCCUAUGUACAGGGUUGGGAGGGUUACUUUUGAAAUGUAUUCCACUACAGAUUACAGAAUACAUGCUGUAAAAUGUAAUUUGUAACGUAUUCCGUUAGAUUACUCAAUGUCAGUAAUGUAUUCUAAAUACUUUGGAUUACUUCUUCAGCACUGGUAGAUUUUUUCACUUAUUUUGACUAUAAAAACUCUGCCAGUACAUUAAGACAAAAUACACGUUAAAAAUACAUUCUCUGAAAAACCUAAAUAUAAUAUGCAGUGUUGUUUCUAAAACAAGAUAAAUCAAAUUGAUCUUGUUUAAAGGAUUUUUAGAUAUUUUUACAGGAAAACAAUACAAAAAUUAUCAAGAAUACAAUUUUUGCCCUAAUAUCAAAGGUCUUACUAGAAAAAAAGAAAUUAUGAUCCAACGUGAAUUUUCUUCAUAAAAAAAUAUGAUCGUGCCUGGUAACGUGCAUGUAAAAAGGCUAGAAAUAGCAUUUUAGCUUAGCGUAAAGUCUAUUUCUUCUGCUCCAAACUUCAAACUUACUUCUCUGUCUGCUCGUAUGAAUGUAACACAUCAUAAGAAAGUGUUUCACCGCUGUUCAAAUGCACUUUGGAUCACAUAAUUUAUAUGUAUAAAUGUUUUCCAUCUGAAAGGACUAAAUAUUAAAUGAAACAAAUGACAAUAAAAUGCAAAGUAAUCUCUUCAGUAAUCAAAAUACUUUUUGAAUGUAACUGUAUUCUAAUUACCAAUGAUUUAAAUUGUAACUGCAGUGGAGUACAGUUACUUAUAUUUUGUAUUUUAAAUACGUAUUCCCGUUACAUGUAUUCCGUUACUUCCCAACCCUGCCUGUGUAAUAUCAUUUUUGUAUUCUUAAUAGGAUACUGAAAGAAGGAUGUUUUUUUUUUUUUUCUUGUUUUGUUUAAAAUCUAAAGUGAUGGUUUUGACCUUAAUCUGACAAAAGACAAAACCAUUUAAAACCCUAAUUUCUUAGCAUUCCUUCCUUGAAACCCACUUUAUUUUUUUUUAUUAUUAUUUUUUUUAAUGGGACACAAUUUAGAUUGUUGCUUUGAUUUUUCUGAUAUUUAGCACAAAGAAAUGUAAGUCAUGUCUUUUUAAAUUCAGUUCUGCAUGAUUGGUAAAGUCUGGAGUUUUCUAAAGCAGACAUUUGCAUGUAAAUUCCAAUCUAUAAUCGGACAUCCUCAGGGGAGAUCAGGGCUGUGUGUAUUAAAUCACAGCACUUGAAUCAGCUUUUGACUUGUUUAUCCUAAUGAUAGUGAUUUUAUGAAGAGCAAGACUGGUCCAUGAUGCAUAUGGGGCCCAAAAUCAAUACCUAAUUUAGUGAUAAUAUGUAAUGCUUGUGUUUAUACCGAAACCUAUGAGACUUUAAGGGAGAAUACAUGCUUACCCAAGGGCUAAAUCUGCUCUGCCUCAGUUACAGCUUUAACCAAGUACAUAUCUCAUAGUUUCAUAAUUUAAUGUAUUCUCUCUCUCACUCUUUGCAUCUGUCUCUUUAGCACCUUCCUACUGAAACACUCUUGUUAACACUGUAUGUAGAUAAUGUACUGAUCUGCCUUGUUAAAGGGAAAAUUAUUACUCUGGAUGUAAUUUUUAUUGCCUCUAUAAAUAAUAUAACUGUACAUUCAAUAAAUAUAGAACAUUGUCAAAAAUG